Messenger RNA from Capra hircus (goat), 3520 nucleotides. It is a transcript of the gene DLL4, whose product is annotated as delta like canonical Notch ligand 4. The transcript is spliced from 11 exons. Gene Ontology annotation, cellular component: membrane. Gene Ontology annotation, biological process: Notch signaling pathway; axon guidance; multicellular organism development. The record is from RefSeq and is a predicted model, not a curated record. The coding region runs from base 386 to 2443 and encodes 685 amino acids. Gene Ontology annotation, molecular function: calcium ion binding. NCBI's taxonomy places the organism in Eukaryota, Metazoa, Chordata, Mammalia, Artiodactyla, Bovidae.
GACCACGAGUCUGAGUGACAGGCGGGUGAAGAGAGGAGCCAAUAUAUAUAAGGAAAGCUCGGGAGAGCGCAGGUUUCAGUAGCGGCGCUGAGCGCGGUCAGUGAACGCGAGGCCAAGAGCCGCAGCUCAAGCCGCCUCAGUGCCGCGUACCCGGACACUAGCCUGCUUACAGCACCAGGAUUAACCCGAGGACACGUCCUCAGAGCUGCUGCCACCCAGCCGCCCUCACCUGGAUUACCUACCGCGGCAGCUGGAGCGCAGUUAGCGCGAAGGAGAGGCGGAAGGAAAGCCCCGAGCGGAGCCUGGCUUUUCAGGGACCCCUCCGGCGGUGGGGCGCGCGGGAAAGCUUCCUAGCCCGCGGGUGGAGAGCGCGACGCCCCAGGGGAUGGCAGUCGCGUCCCGUCGCGCCUCGGGCUGGGCGCUACUGCUGCUGGUGGCACUUUGGCAGCAGCACGCUGCCGGCUCCGGAGUCUUCCAGUUGCAGCUGCAGGAGUUUGCCAACGAGCGCGGCGUACUAGCCAGCGGGCGGCCGUGCGAACCUGGCUGCCGAACCUUCUUCCGCGUCUGCCUUAAGCACUUCCAGGCAGUCGUCUCUCCCGGGCCCUGCACCUUCGGCAGCGUCUCCACGCCUGUGCUGGGCACCAACUCCUUCGCCGUCGGAGACGACAGUAGCGGCGGGGGACGCAACCCUCUGCAACUACCCUUCAAUUUCACCUGGCCGGGUACCUUCUCACUCAUUAUUGAAGCUUGGCACGCACCAGGAGAUGACCUGCGGCCAGAGGCCUUGCCACCAGACGCGCUCAUCAGCAAGAUCGCCAUCCAGGGCUCGCUAGCUGUGGGCCAGAACUGGUUACUGGAUGAGCAGACCAGCCCUCUCACAAGGCUGCGCUACUCUUACCGGGUCAUCUGCAGUGACAACUACUAUGGGGACAGCUGCUCGCGUCUAUGCAAGAAGCGCAAUGACCACUUCGGCCACUACGUGUGUCAGCCAGAUGGCAGCCUGUCUUGCCUGCCCGGCUGGACGGGGGAGUACUGCGAACAGCCUAUCUGUCUUUCUGGCUGUCAUGAACAGAAUGGCUACUGCAGCAAGCCUGCAGAGUGCAUCUGCCGCCCGGGCUGGCAGGGCCGCCUGUGCAACGAAUGCAUCCCCCACAAUGGCUGUCGCCAUGGCACCUGCAGCACCCCCUGGCAAUGCACUUGUGAUGAGGGCUGGGGAGGCCUGUUCUGUGACCAAGAUCUCAACUACUGCACCCACCAUUCCCCAUGCAAGAAUGGGGCAACAUGCUCCAACAGUGGGCAGCGGAGCUAUACCUGCACCUGUCGCCCAGGCUACACUGGUGUAGACUGCGAGCUGGAGCUCAGCGAGUGUGAUAGCAACCCCUGUCGCAACGGAGGCAGCUGUAAGGACCAGGAGGACGGCUACCACUGCCUGUGUCCACCGGGCUACUAUGGCCUGCACUGCGAACACAGCACCUUGAGUUGUGCUGACUCCCCCUGCUUCAACGGUGGCUCCUGUCGGGAGCGCAACCAGGGGACCAGCUACGCCUGUGAAUGCCCCCCCAACUUCACUGGCUCCAACUGUGAGAAGAAAGUGGACAGGUGUACCAGCAACCCAUGUGCCAAUGGGGGCCAGUGCCUGAACCGAGGUCCGAACCGCAUGUGCCGCUGUCGUCCUGGAUUCACUGGCGCCCACUGUGAGAUCAGCAUCAGCGACUGUGCCCGCAGCCCUUGUGUCCAUGGUGGCACAUGCCACGACCUGGAGAAUGGGUUCGUGUGCACCUGUCCAGCCGGCUUCUCUGGCCGGCGCUGCGAGGUGCGGAUGCCUGCCGAAGCCUGUGCCUCGGGACCCUGCUUCAAUGGGGCCACGUGCUACACCGGCCUCCCUCCUGACAACUUCGUCUGCAACUGCCCCUAUGGCUUCAUGGGCAGCCGCUGCGAGUUCCCCAUGAGCAUGCCCCCCAGCUUCCCCUGGGUGGCCGUGUCCCUGGGCGUGGGGCUGGUGGUGGUGCUCGUGUUACUGUGCAUGGUAGUGGUGGCAGUGCGGCAGCUGCGGCUCAGGCGGCCUGACGGCGGCAGCAGGGAGGCCAUGAACAAUCUGUCGGACUUCCAAAAGGACAACCUGAUCCCCACUGCCCAGCUCAAGAACACAAACCAGAAGAAGGAGCUGGAAGUAGACUGUGGCCUGGACAAGUCCAACUGUGGCAAACAGCAGAACCACACAUUGGACUAUAAUCUGGCCCCAGGGCUCCUGGGGCGGGGGAUCCUGCCUGGGAAGUAUUCCCACAGCGAUAAGAGCUUAGGGGAGAAGGCACCACUGCGGAUACACAGUGAAAAGCCAGAGUGUCGGAUAUCAGCCAUAUGCUCCCCCAGGGACUCCAUGUACCAGUCUGUGUGUUUGAUAUCAGAAGAGAGGAAUGAAUGUGUCAUUGCCACAGAGGUAUAAGGCAGGAGCCUCCCCAGGACAUCCCAGCUCCACCCCAGCAGCUGGACCUUCCUUCUGCAUUGUUUACAUUGCAUCCUGGAUGGGACAUUUUUAAUAUGCAACGUGCUGCUCUCAGGAGGAAGAGGGAAUGGCAUGAACUGGACAGACUGUGAACCUGCCAAGGGAUGCAGUACCCUCCCACAUGUUUGGGUGUCUGUCUGGCAUCAGAUUGGCAGCCGCACCAGCCAGGGGAACAGAGGAGAGGAGAGGUGGCACUUGGACCCGCCCUGCCAGCAGCGGCCUUCAGAGGGCUCCUUGGGGCUCCAGCCUAUUUUCCAGAGGGAGGGGCAGUGGUCCCAUGGGGCCUGGAGCUGCUCUGGCUUCCACUGGCAUCUGUGUUUCCAAAAGUGCCUUGGCCCGGGUUCCAUGGCAACAGCUGGGUCCAAAUCAGAGAGGAGAGAGGAGGCCAGUAAGGGCAGGGCCAUCCGCCAGCCGGGAAGCCACCUGGUGCAGCUCUUGGCAGGAGUGUCCCUGCAGGUGAGGUGAGCUCCCGGAGCAGAGAGGAGGAGCACUUUCUGCCCCAUGCUUCCAACGACUGCAUGUGGGCCUUGCUCCUGACACCACCCCAUCCUCUCCGUGCCCCGGGCUCUCUGGGUAUGGAUAUUGGUAAGCCUUCCCUGGCUUCCACAGCCUCUGGCCCUGGAUGCCUCAGGCUCCUGUGAGCAGAUGGGGGAGGGCCUGUGCCUCUUCCCAGCCAGGGGCACCAGGCCUAACUGGGGAGCUCUGGGCAGAGAUGAUAGAAAUUCUGUUGAGGGAGAAACUGGGUGCUGUGGACACCCAGAUCCUUCCCUCCUUGAAGCCCAUUCUAACGGCUUCGAGCCUGGGCUCUGCCCACACCCACUACUGCCCCCGGACUACCCUUGAAGCCGAUCUUCAGAAAUCAAUAAUAUGAGUUUUUAUUUUUUUUGUAGUUUAUUUUGGAGUCUAGUAUUUCAAUAAUUUAAGAAUCAGAAGCACUGACCUUUCUACAUUUUAUAACAUUAUUUUGUAUAUAAUGUGUAUUUAUAAUAUGGAACAGAUGUGUACAGGAGUUUAUUA